Molecule: messenger RNA, 1284 nt
Organism: Micromonas pusilla CCMP1545
Lineage: Eukaryota; Viridiplantae; Chlorophyta; Mamiellophyceae; Mamiellales; Mamiellaceae
Exons: 2
Biological process (GO): fructose 2,6-bisphosphate metabolic process; fructose metabolic process
Cellular component (GO): cytosol
Molecular function (GO): ATP binding; 6-phosphofructo-2-kinase activity; fructose-2,6-bisphosphate 2-phosphatase activity
Source: RefSeq, a predicted model, not a curated record
CACGUGCUCGUGAUGGUCGGUCUCCCCGCGAGGGGGAAAACGCACAUGGCCAAACGGUUGUGUCAGUACCUGCGUUUCUUCCACGGCGCGAGGACGCAGGUGUUUAACGUCGGGAGCUACCGACGGAAGAUGAUGCCGGCGGGGAGGAAAGCCGACGCGAAAUUCUUCGAUCAAAGCGACGCGGAGAGCGAAAAGACGCGGAAAGAGUUCGCGCGCGCGGCGCUCAAAGACAUGAUCGACUUUUUAUUCCAGUCCGACGUGGCGUCGUGUUUAGAGCAGAGAGGCUUUGACAGCGGGCGGGUCGCCAUCUUCGACGCGACGAACACGACGCGCGCGCGCCGCGAGUGGAUCCGAAAAGAGCUCCACGGACUCCCGUUGAAGUUACUCUUCAUCGAGAGUGUGUGCACGGACGAGCAGGUCAUCGACAGGAACAUAUGGCACGUCAAGGUGCAAAACGAGGACUACAGCGACGACGCCGACAAGAGACGCGCGUUCGACGACUUCAAACUACGCAUCGCGCACUACGAGAAAGUGUACGAGCCCAUGGACGAGGAACACCUGUCGUACAUCAAGCUCAUCAACCAAGGGCGACGCGUGGAGAUCAACAACAUCCACGGUUUCCUGCUCGGGCGGAUCGUGCAGUUCCUGAGCAACCUGCACGCGACGCAUCAGACUAUUUACCUGUGCCGGCACGGGCAGAGCGAGUACAACUUUUUAGGGAAGAUCGGCGGGGACAGCGGGCUGUCGCCGAUGGGCGAGGCGUUCGCGACGAAGCUCGGGGAGUACUGCGAGAGAGAGAUCGCGACGGAUCCAGAGACGAGAGAGCCGCGGCCGUGCCGGCUGUGGACGUCGAGCUUACGGCGGACAAUCUUGACGGGGCGGCACAUUCCGCAUCCGAAAAUUCGAACGAAGGACGGCGAAAACUGGAUCCAGAUGGCGCCGCGAGUGUUACGCAACCUAGACGAGAUCUACGCCGGCGUGUGCGACGGGAUGACGUACGAGGAGAUCGAGGUGAACUACCCCGAAGAGUUCGCGCUUCGACGCGAGAACAAGCUGUCGUAUCGGUACCCGCGCGGUGAGUCCUACUUGGACGUCAUCUCGCGCCUCGAUCCGCUCGUUCAAGAGCUCGAGAGCUAUCAAGAGCCCGUGCUCAUCAUCGGACACCAGGGCGUGUUGCGGCUAAUUUACGCGUACUUCACCGGGAUGGAUCGCGCGGACGCGUGCACGGCGUCGAUACCGUUAAACGCGGUCAUCACGUUGACGCCGAAGACGCACACGUGCGAG